This is a messenger RNA of Tetrahymena thermophila SB210, 1989 nucleotides long. Its product is annotated as kinase domain protein. The transcript has a single exon. Gene Ontology annotation, biological process: protein phosphorylation. NCBI's taxonomy places the organism in Eukaryota, Ciliophora, Oligohymenophorea, Hymenostomatida, Tetrahymenidae. Gene Ontology annotation, molecular function: ATP binding; protein kinase activity. The record is from RefSeq and is a predicted model, not a curated record.
AUGGAUUCUAUAAAAUAUAAUUAGAAUUAAAUUAUUUAGCAAUCAAAUUAAAGUCUCAAUAAAGAUUAAGACUCUUAAAACAAUUUUUAAAUUCCUUCUUGUUUCAGGCAGAUUGAUGAUCUUUACGACGAUGAUUAAGCUUCAUUAAGAAUUAUAGAAUAAUUUGAAAAUUUAUGUCUUGAAGUCGGUGAAUAAAAUCCUGAGAAGUUAGUCGCUAAAACACAGAAUAUGGAUUUGGAAGAUAAAAAUAGUGUUAUUAAUAAGGGCUAACAAGAAAAUGAUGGCCAUGGGCAUAAUAUAUAUUUAGAUAAUAAAAAUAAUAAAGUUAUUAUUUCAUUUAACAAAGAAAUUAAUUGCCUAACAAUCACAAAAUUCUUUAAAUUAGAGUAGAAAGAAAUUUAUGAAAAAGAAGUUAGUAUAAUCAAAGCUAUUGAAAACUAAGGGAUUACAUUACCUAUCGUUGGAUAUGGAGUUAAGGAAAAUUAGUUUUAUUAUGAAUAAGUAGCUGGAUAAAAAGAUUUUUUAAUGCUAAAAGAAGAUUUUAAAAAUCAAAAUUAACAUUUAUUUGAUUUCUUUUUAGUGAAACUUUUUAUGAAAUUGGAUAAGUUGCACUCUCUAGGUUUUGCUCAUUCAGAUAUUAAACCUCAGAAUAUAGUGAUUGGAUUUGAUAAUGAACCUUAUUUGAUUGAUUUUGGAGGAGCUGUGUAAUGCUAAAAUUAUAAAGAUUACUUGAAGCAGUUUACUCCAUUGUACAAUGUAGCGUAGUUUUACGAGUAAAAAGAAGGAAGCACUGAAUAUUUUAAGCAUAAUUUUACUAGUGUAGAAGAAAUAUUUUACUGUGAUAGAAUGCAAUUAGUUUUAUCAUGCAUCUACAUAAUUUACUGCUCAGAUUAAACGAGUAGAAAUAUAUUUAAGCAGAAAUAAUUUUAGAGAUUUAGAAAUGAAAAUAAUUGUUCAACUUUACUUGAUUUUCUAUUUGAAUUUUUAGGGCUUGUUAAAUAAUAGAAAAAUCUCGUUUAAACUGACAAAAUUAUUAAAUUACUAUAAAAAGAUCUAAGUGAAGAUAUCAAAUUUAUUAAAGAUGUAGAAAUAAAAACUUAAAAUGGAGCUUAUUAAUGUUUGAUUAAAAGAAUCAACCAAUACAGUAUCAAAAUGAUAGAUGCCCUAGUUGAGUUAUAUGGAUAAGUAACCUUAUCCGAUAAAUGCACCACUAUUUACUUCGUCCCUAAUGUGAGACAAUAUUAGAUAAUUUACAAUCUGUAUUACUAUUACAUAGACUACUUUUAAGGUUUUAAUCACUAAAACAUUAAAAUUAAUCUUAAUAUUUAUAAUCAUCCAUUUAAUAGUUCAAAUAUUUAGAAAUAAUUACCUUAAAUUAAACCGUAUAUUUACCAUUUAUCAAUAAGCUAUAUAUCACCUGACGAAUCAAUAAAUUGGAUUAAAUUUCAUGUUAGAUAUGCAACAUAUCAUACAUGCAAGCAUUUUAACUUAAACAAAUUCACUAUUGUAAUAAAUUCUCUAAAAGAUGAGUAUAUUGAGUUUAUUGAAGAGCUUGAUACAUAUAAUAUUAAAAAUUCAGAGAUUGAUUUCAUUCUUUUUAGCAAUGAAGUUGAAGAAAAGUAUUUUUAGCUUUAUUAAAAAUUGCAAGCAAAAAACAGAAACAAAUAUAAAUAUCUAGUUAAUUAUAAACCAGAUUUAGUGGAAAAAUAAGAUUGCAGCAUGAACUAUGUAGGAAUACUAUCUCAAGGAGAGGAACCUGAGCUAAAUACUCCAUGUGAAGGAAUAAUUAAAUUUAUUAGAUUUACAAAUGAUAUCAAAUAAAAGAAGUAUUAUUCAGUAGACUAAUAAGAAAAAGUCAAUUUAGAAUUAAAGAGGUCUAUUUUUAAUUCAUUAUUUUAAUAGAAUAUUUAAUACUAAAUGAACAAUCAAUAACUAUUAACAGCAGCAAAAGAUGAUCUAGUAAAAAAGUAAUAGCUAUUUAACAUUUGA